Molecule: messenger RNA, 884 nt
Organism: Dreissena polymorpha
Lineage: Eukaryota; Metazoa; Mollusca; Bivalvia; Myida; Dreissenidae
Exons: 6
Coding region: 1-360 (119 amino acids)
Source: RefSeq, a predicted model, not a curated record
AUGCAAGUAAAAAAGGAAGUGGGAAAAACAGGUGGUGGACCUGCGCCAGACAAGUUGACACCACUUGAAGAAAAGGUGCUGACUGUCAUUCCGAAAGCGUCCAUUGAGGGUGUCACUGCAGAGGGGGAUGUUUUUUUAGACAAUCUUAAAGAAUCCUCCAUUGAGGAGAAAUUUGAGACUGAAGAAGUGCAAGGUACACACAAUGAAAACAAAAUGGUUUCACUGGCUGAAAAUGUUGCACUACUUCAAUUGACUGAAAAUUUAAAAACUCAAACAGAAGUUGCAUCAAGCAGCUGUGAUAAAUUAGAAAACAAAAAAACGGAAGACAGGCACAACAAAUACCACAUGUCAAGCAUGUAGGAGCAGUGUGACGAAAACCCAGGAGGAGAUGCUGAUUGCAUCAAGAGAAAGAAAUACCAUACUGAAAGACAUUAACAGAAAUCUCGAGGAACUGGUUUCUUUAAAGAAAAUGAAAUUCUUAAAUGCGCAAUUGUUUCCCGAAUUGUAAAUUGGUUUUAACUGUGAUGAUAUUAAGUGUUAAGUGUUUCUAUGAACCGUAUUAACUAAAUGAUGUAAUUGUAUUAUUAAUUGUCAGACGAGUUAUUACACUAUGCCCAGUUGGUAUAUUGUACUUUCUAAAUAAUAAUAAAUACAUGUGAAUGUUCUUUAUGUUUUAUUAAUUGAAUACAAGUAUAGUUGCAAUUGUUAUCAAAAACCAUACAUAUCAUUAGGAUAAAAAUGCCUAUAAAAUUACUAAAAACUUGCACAGGUAGAUUAAUAAUUUAGGAAGUACAAUAUACCAACUCCGCAUGGUGUUGUAAUUCAUCUGACAAUUUAUAAUAAAACUAAAUAAAAAUAUUAGAAAUAACUCUAAAUAAAUGUGA